This is a messenger RNA of Geodia barretti, 585 nucleotides long. The record is from the annotation of a GenBank genome assembly. NCBI's taxonomy places the organism in Eukaryota, Metazoa, Porifera, Demospongiae, Tetractinellida, Geodiidae.
AUGCGCAUUAGAAAAGGGUGGUCUGGGUCGGGUGUAGCAUUGAGAAUGUCUCUUGCACGGCUCCGGCAGCUCUCAGAGGUGCAGCAGCGACGAGCAGCGUGUCUGCUGGGAGCCCUAGUCGCCGACACAGCCGUAACACCGCUGCACUGGAUAUACGACCAGGAGAAGGUGGCGGGUCUGGUGGCCGGAGGGACAGCAGAGUUCUCUCCCACCUCCCACUGCCCCUACUACACCGUCCCAGCAGGAGAGCCCAGUGCCUAUGGUAUUCAGCUACAAGUCACUACGGAGGGCCUUGUUCAGGACAAUGGAUUCGACAGAGCCAAGCAGGCUGACCGGAUCUAUCAGACCUUUGGUCCGGGGACCUCCUACGAAACCACCCGGCGCCAGACUGGCUCACCCAAACAGGGCUGCUGGACUAACCACAACAUCAAGAUGUUUGUGGCCAAGAGGGAGGAAGGGGAGACGGAUCAGGCUGACGCUGGCAGCAAGGACCCCGAUGGUCUGGUGAAGGUUAUAGCAGUGGUGGCCAUGUACCACGGGAGCAAGAGAUGGAAGGGCUGGUGGAGGAAUGUGUCAGGAUCACUC